Lycium ferocissimum is the source of this 658-nucleotide messenger RNA. Its product is annotated as CDGSH iron-sulfur domain-containing protein NEET-like. The transcript has 2 exons. The coding region runs from base 101 to 376 and encodes 91 amino acids. Gene Ontology annotation, molecular function: 2 iron, 2 sulfur cluster binding. Lineage: Eukaryota; Viridiplantae; Streptophyta; Magnoliopsida; Solanales; Solanaceae. Gene Ontology annotation, biological process: regulation of autophagy. Gene Ontology annotation, cellular component: intracellular membrane-bounded organelle; mitochondrial outer membrane. The record is from RefSeq and is a predicted model, not a curated record.
ACCGUGGUCGCCACACGUUCCUUGUUUAUUUACACUUCACAUUGCAAUCAAGUCAUAAGUUAAUUGGGCUCCCAAAUAACAGAAAGAAAAAAAAUUAAGAAUGGCGUCAAUUACUACUAGCAGAAUUGAAUGUGGGUUCGCAUUAUCUUCAUUGACGGCGAGGCCCAGGCGUAUGAUGGUGGUUCGUGCUGAAACUGUAAACCCAGAUAUUAAGAAGGACAAAGCAGAAUUGGUGCACUCUAUUGAUGUCACUGAUCUCUCUAAGCCUCAAACUGCUUACUGCAGGUGUUGGAGGGCUAAGACUUUUCCUCGAUGUGAUGGAAGCCACGUGAAGCACAAUGAGGAAACUGGAGAUAAUGUUGACUCCUGCUCGUGAAGAAGCAGUAAGCCAGUAAGGGCUCGUUUGGUAUGAAAACAAGUUCUGAUAACAUUAUUUCUUAUCGAUUGGUUGCAUUAUUGUAUUAAAAAUAAUAUGCAUUGCAUAAUGUACUGAAUAAGAUGUAUAAGCAUUAGAAUAAAACUGGUAUUGUGAAUGUCAGAUAAUUUACUAUGUAUAAGAAUACUACUGAAUAAAGUGUAUAAGUAAUAUUGGUAUUAAGCUCAUCCUAGUAAUGGAGGUACAUGUUUAUGACCCUUUCCUAACUGUAAUCUUAUUUUU